AUGCAGCAUCAAACUCCAGCGGAUGAGCUUCUGCAGAAAGGCGGACACGAUCAUAUGCCUUCGGCUCCUUCACAAAAGUCCAGAAAGCAGCCAGAGCCCUUUUUAAAGCGCCAGGGUUCACGGCGGCCGUGCGCGAGGUCUCCAGGAGAUGGCGCGCGCCUUUGCGGCGCCUCUCGUCUCCAUUGUCUCGCUCGCUCGCAUCGCCCGCCUCGCUUGGCUGUGCUGGGAAUCUGCAGCUCGCCGCUUUCGCUCGCCAGCUCCCCUCCGAAGAAGAGACCCGUUCCCGGAGCUGCUGCUUGGAUUUUAAUGCCAGAUGCACGAGGAUUAGCAGAUCGCCCCGAGGAGCUAUCCUGGAAUUACCACAGGAGGAGGCGGAGGAGGAGGAGGAAAGGGGGGAAAGGAAAAGGCAUUGUGGAAGAGAGAGAGGAGAGGGAGGGAGGCGCGCAGGGAAAAGACGAUCGCUUGGAAACGGCAGCAACAGACCAGGAAAUCGCUGGGCAGAGACCAGGUAAGCUGGGAGCAGGAGGAGGCGUUUGCGAAAUGGAUUUAGGGAGGCACCGGCAGAGAAGAUGUGCGAGACCCAGGUUUGGAAACCAACCAGUUCUCCCUUUCGCAACAUGGAAAUCGGGGAGGGAGCUUGUGCAGGGAAGCCGCUUCCACUGCAGUCCCAGCCUUGGAUGCAGUGCAGCAGGCGCAGCAAGCCUUGGAUAGCAGGUUGCGCCCAUGGAGGCUGAGCCUAGCUUGCAGAGGAAUGCUUCGGGAGCGGGAUCCUGCUCAGUUCCUCCAAUAAUCUCUCCCCCAGUUGCAGCGAUCUCUCUUUCUUAAAAGCUAAAGCUGGCUUUACUUUAAUCUUUCCCUUGGGGUUGGCCUUUCUCUCCCCACCCGUACAGCUUGAACCACAUGUGCUCGGAUCUCCUUGCAAAUGCCUGCUCGCUUUGCGUUCCUCCCUCUUAGAAAGCGACGAGCUUUGGGGGAGAACGGACCGCAAAAGGGGCGCGGUGCCGGAGGCUUGGUGGGGCGGGGGUCGCGUAAGAGGGAUAAAUCCAGUACCUCGGACAUGGGCAGCAGAAUCUCUCUUUCUGGGCAAACUUCCCCAAGCUGACGGGGCACGAUGGAUUUCUGACUUUUCUGAAAGUUGUAAUACUACAAUUCCUCUUCUUUCUCUUCCCCGCCCCCUAAUAACUCUCCGAGGAAUGGACAAGAAUUGCCCAAGCUUGAGCGAGAAUACAAGCUUGGGCCUCUGUUCCGUUUAUGUUGGUUGGUUUCUGCAAAAUUCCUGGGAUCAAUAAUAAUAAUAAUAAUAAUAAUAAUCUAUCCCUUGGGAUAAUCGAUUCCAGGAGCCAGCAGCAAUGUUAGCACCAUUAUUCCUUUGUCUAGUAUUAUAAUUAUGACUACUAUCUGUGUCAUGAAUAUGUAUUUUUAAAGCCUGGCUCUUGCAUUUAGGAAAACCUAAGGAGCUUACGAUUCCCAUGUGUAGACUGCUUUAUAUGUAAUUUAUAGGGUUCUUACUAUAAUCCUUGUUAAAGUGAUGAGUGGGGGAGCAGAAUCCUUAAUUAGAGGGUCAUCCCUGUUUUUCUUUUCAGGAAUGCAUGGAGGGGGAAAGAGCCAUUGACCUACUAAGAAAAAUAGUGUUGUGGGGAUUUUUUGUAAUCAGGCUUUGGGUUGUUUUUCCUUUGUGCCAACUGUGCUGUCAAUGUCCCUCCUCCGCCCAAGCAACAUAAAUGCGAAACAUAAAAUAAAAAGCAAAUGAUAAAACUGGAUUUGGAAAAGUGGAUGUGUUCAACUGGUUGGUGGGAAAGACCAUAACCUUGCACUGAAAUGGGCAAUAGUAGAAAGCCAUUUCCUUUACUUGCAAUAAAACGGAAUCCACAAGUUAUAAAAUUGCACACCAGUUGUAACUUUAGAAACCUUGGACAAUGAGACAUGCUGCCUUCUCAGGUGCCAAACUGGAGCAAUGUUUACAUAUGUGCUUCUUAGACUCUCCCUCCUUGUAGUGGCGUUAGACAGGGAUAUGAUCCCUUCACAGCAAAACAAGUUUACUAUGUGUUGAUUUGAUAUUGGCUUAAAAUGAAUCAAUGGCUACACCGCGAUUGUGUUAUAGUAUGCCAUAUAGUUUCCUGCUUCGUAGGCCUUUUAUGUCACAGGUACGCUUUCCUUUAAGCAUAGAUGUAAUCCCACCAAAUGCAACAAGUCCGUUCCUGACAGGGCUGUUGGAAUAACUGGAAGCUUUGCUAUUGAUUUUCAGCAACCUUUAGAGAAAGCCAGUAGCACUAGCAUCCAUGCAUAUAUAUAUAUAUAUAUUCCAUUUUAAUGCCCACCAGUGGAGAUUUAUCUGCACUGAAAUCUGAUUGGCAAGGGAGGAUGUCUAGCCCAGCUAGCAAGGCUGUCCUGGUCAGGGCUCAUUAGCUGCAUUACCAUGGAUUUGUGUGAAACAAAAUACAGAGCGUGGUUGGGAUCAGGCUGAACGUUUGCAUGCGUUGUUCCCAGGAGGAAAGCUGAAAUGGAUUCCAAGGCCAGGAUAGCAAUCAUUAAAGCUCCAUGCGUUUGCGGAUUGAGGUGGAAAGACGUACAAAGUAUACAUUGCUAGCUCCCUAGAAUAAAAACUGCUGCCAGUGUGUACAAUAGUGAGCAAAAGGAACCAGUGGCCUGAUGGUGAUGGAAGUUAGUUUUCUAAGUUCUUAAGAAAUAAGCAGAUCCAGAGUGCAGGGGGCCCACAGACCAGAGGAACAGACUCUUGCACCGGGGUGUUGUUUCAGGGGUUUUGUUGGGAGAGGGGUUGUUGUUGAUAUAAAAAUAAAGAUACAAAAAAAAUCAAUAUCUUUUUAGAUUUCUGUGGAAAAUGUUCAAUUUGGUUGUUUACUUUUUGAUGAGUUUUAUUUAUUGUUUAUGACUACUUUCAUUAUGUUUGUCAUUAUGCACAUUUUUUUCAUGUUGUAAGCUGCCUUGAGCAUUUUAACUAGGGAAAGGUGGCAUACGAAUAAAAUGAUUAAUUAAUAGAAUGUUGAUAAACCAUUUAUAUUCUACAUGGUGCACUGUAGGUAGCUGCUUUAUAUCAAGUAAGAAUAUUGAUCCAUCUCAUGCAGUGUCGUCUGCACUAACUGGUAGCUGUUCUCCAGGGUUUCAGGUAGAAGUCCUUUUUUCCAGCCUGAUUGAAAGUCACUGGCAAUUGAAUCUGGGACCUCCUGCCUUCAAAGCUCUUCCACUGAGUUGUAGUUCUGCUCAUAGUGCAUUCACGCUUUGGGUACUUUGAGCGAGGGUUGUACCUCGAUGGUGGAGCACAUGCAAAAGGUUCCAGGUUGAAAUCCCAUCCUCUCCUGACUGGUCUGGGAAAGCUUGGCUGGAGCCCAUGGAGAACCCCUGCCAGUCAGUCGAUAAUACUGAGUUAUACAGACUGGUGGUCUGUCUCUUUAUGAGACAGAUUCCCAUGUGCUUAAUCUGAUGGCAGUGAAGGAGGUCCACAGCUGCUGCAGCAGCUAUAAUUUGCCAAAUAAGACCUACUUUAGAUAAUGUACGCAGGCAAAUGCCAUCCUUUCUUCCCCAGAGGAAAAGUGUCUGCUUGUGGUGUUUCUGGCACAGCUCUAGCAGCCUGUGAAUCAAAGUGGGGUGCUCAGCAGGACACAAGGAAUGGCAGAAAUGGAACAUGAGUGAAAGAAUGAAGCUAAGGAUUUCUUAGUAGGGUGGGGUGGGCUGGAACCUAUGACCUAAUUUUCCUAAUGUAGGGUAUUUCCUCAGAAAUACAGUCAUACCUCGUGUUACGUCUGUUUUAUGUUACGUUCUUUCAGGUUACAUCCCGUGCCAACCCGGAAGUACCGGAAAGGGUUACUUCUGGGUUUUGCCGCAUGCGCAGAAGCGCAAAAUGACAUCACGCACAUGCGCAGAAGCAGCGAAUCGCAACCUGCGCAUGCACAGACGUGCUGCUGCGGGUUGUGCUCCUUUCAUGUUGCGAACGGGCCUCUGGAAUGGAUCCCGUUCGCAACCAGAGGUACCACUGUAUUACCCAGAAAUGAAUCUGUCAUUGGACUCUGGGAGGCACUGCCUGAGGGACGUUGCAAAGAUUUACAAUUCACUCAUUUAUAAAAAGUCAGAGGGAAGAGAAGGCAUAUGAAAGGGUAAAGCCCUGCUUCUCAUGUGAUGGCUGAUAUUCCACCUACUCUCUCUCCCACCCCCCGGCCUUGGGUGUCCUUAUUUUCACUAGGCCUUAUUUCCUGCAGCCUGAAAGUAUGUUUAUGGCUGAAUCAGGACCUGUGUUUGCAAAACACAGGAGUGUGUCACUUUAGAGCAGGACUUGACAACCCAGCCUUCUAGUGAUUCAGAAAGUGAGUUGAGAGAGACUAUGUGCAAGGUGCAUAACCUCCUGUCGUCUUGCUGCAUUACCUCUCAAGGAAACUUACUUUGGCUCCAUCCUGCUGCCUGUUAUGAAUGUCAUUCGUUUAGGUCACCCUUUUCCCUAACCUGUGGUGUCUCCGGAUGUUCCAGGCCACAACUCCCAUAAUCCCCAACCACUGACCAUGCUGGAUGUGAUUGAUGGGAGCUGUAGUCCAAAACAUCUAGAGGGCACCUGAUUGGGGAAGGCAGGUUUAGGUGAUGGUUGGAAGGAUACGGCUGCGCUGAUGCAGCCAAGGAAGGCUACGCCAAGGAAUGAUGGGCAUUCCAGUUAGGAUGUUGCCUUGGAUUUGGAGCCAACUCACACAACUGUGACUUUGCACACAGGGACGCGGGUGGCGCUGUGGUCUAAACCACUGAGCCUCUUGGGCUUGCCGAUUGGUAGGUCAGCAAUUCGAAUCUCCACUACGGGGUGAGCUCCCGUUGCUUGGUCCCAGCUCCUGCCAACCUAGCAGUUCGAAAGCACGUCAAAGUGCAAGUAGAUAAGUAGGUACCGCUCCGGCGGGAAGGUAAACAGUGUUUCCGUGUGCUGCUCAGGAUUCGCCAGAAGCAGCUUAGUCAUGCUGACCACAUGACCCAGAAAAACUGUCUGCAGACAAACGUUGGCUCCCUUGGCUAGUAAAGUGAGAUGAGCGCCACAACCCCAGAGUCGUUUGCGACUGGACUUAACUAUCAGGGAUCCUUUACCUUUGCCUUUUACUACAGCUCAGCACAAUCUUAAACUUCCCAUGAGGUCAGGGACAAUCUGGUUAGAUGCUGGCCAUGAUCAUAUACAGAAAUCCAGUGACUCAGCAUCCAGAGAGAGACUUGGGAAUGGGAACCGUAACACUGAAGCACCGAAAUCCCUUAAUUUCUGCAGGAAGGUAAUGUCUUAAAUACCUGAAGUGUUUGAACAUCUUAACGCAAAAGGCCUCCAGCAGUUAUCAGAGAAACUGGGAUACAGUGCUGCUGAUAGCCAUGCCCUGAUGCAGUCACACCUCCUCUAGGUUAUAACAGGUAAUAUUUACAUGUAUUCAAAUGCGCCUGUUCUUUUGCCUCCUGAUAGUUAAAGAACCAGAUUUUCAUGAUUGCGCAGAAGGUGGAACAUAUGUACUCAGCUGGGGAAAAUGCUUGUUAUUUAAGUGUGUAUAAUUUUGUACAAAACCAGAGUUUGGUGGUCAUUACCAAGCAGCUGGGUGCCUAAUCUUGGACUCCUCUGCAAACCUGCCCCCUUUUCUGUCUUUGUCCCAGAGGUGCAGCUGCAUGCGUCUGCUGCGUGUGCAUUGAUAUGCACAGCUGGUCAGUUCUGCAGAACUGAAACUUCUGCAUUGGAAACAAAAGGUUGUGCUGAAUUUGACUGUUAGGCGUGGCUUCAGGAAGUGCUGCACCAGGUAGCAUAGUUGCAGAGAGAUAGCUGUGCAGAGCAGCAAACCUUGCAGGGAUAUUUGCUUAGCUCAACACUACUGACAUAGAUGAGUCAACGUCCGUCACACCUCAGAACUUCCAGGCCUGGUGGCGAUACUUGCCAGUUGCACAGAGCAAGCAGGUUUCAAAGCAAAUGGAAACUGCACAGUAUGUGGGAAAUUAUGCAGUAAAUGCUGGCAAGAUGUGUACCUUUGUUAGGUAUCUGUUCUGCUUUCUGCAGGCAUGUAAGACUGAAAGGGUGCAACGUGGGGGUGGGAGCGAGCCGUCUAGAGCCAUCCCUGUCAUGCUAAUGAAACUGAGCAUGAGGCUUAGCCAGGCCUCGCUCCUCAAAUAUAGUAUAACUUUACCCUGAUAGAUGUGCAAAAGCAACCUCGUCAGAAUGACAGUUCUAUCAAUGACCCCUCACUUUCCCUUUUUAACGGUUCGGUGUGCUCACUUUGAAGCCCUUUCAAGGUAGAAAUCAGGCAUUCCGUGGAUGUCACAUUAUUAUUAUUAUUAUUAUUAUUAUUAUUAUUAUUUCUACCCCGCCUAUCUGGCUGGGUUUCCCCAGCCACUCUGGGCAGCUUCCAACAAAAUAUUAAAAAAUACAUUAAAACAUCAGUCAUUAAAAACUUCCCUGAACAGAGCUGCCUUAAGAUGUCUUCUGAAUGUCAGGUAGUUGUUUAUCUCUUUGACAUCUGAUGGGAGGACGUUCCACAGGGCAGGUGCCACUACCAAGAAGGCCCUCUGCCUGGUUCCCUGUAACUUUGCUUCUCGCAGUGAGGGAACCGCCAGAAGGACCUCGGAGCUGGACCUCAGUGUCCAGGCAGAAAGAUGGGGGUGAAGACGCUCCUUCAGGUAUACUGGGCCAAGGCCGUUUAAGGCUUUAAAGGUCAGCACCAACAUUUUGAAUUGUGUUUGGAAAUGUACUGGGAGCCAAUGUAGGUCUUUCAAGACCUGUGUUACGUGGUCUCGGGGGCCGCCUCCCAUAACCAGUCUAGCUGCCGCAUUCUGGAUUAGUUGCAGUUUCCGGUUCACCUUCAAAGUUAGCCCCACGUAGAGCGCGUUGCAGUAGUCCAAGCGGGAGAUAACCAGAGCAUGCACCACUCUGGCGAGACAGUCCGUGGGCAGGUAGGGUCUCAGCCUGUGUACAUGUAAACAGAUGGCAUAAUAUUUUGUUGGGAGCUGCCCAGAGUGGCUGGGGCAACUCAGUCAGAUGGGCAGCAUAUAAAUAAUAAUAAAUAAUAAAAUUAUGGAGUCAGACUGUAGGGCACCGCACCAUAGUAAUAAAAGAAAACUAUAUAUUUCACAACUAUGACCAGUUCUGUUCAAUUAAGGGAAAGAUCACUGAAACACAGCACCAAGACAGGGUCGAAAUGACAUUUCUCCUCCUUUUAGUAAAUUGCACCUGUUCACCUGACAGGUAUAUACUGGGGGAUGAUGUGUUCAGAGAAUUCAGGCAGGACUGUGGGCUGCAUAGGAUCAUCUGGUUAUAAAGUGAAGAGGAAAGACCAGUGAUAUAAACCUCCAUUCGUGCUAUUAAACAUGAUCAAUCUACUGCCUUAGUUACAUGCCAGUUUUGGCCUUCGUGGAGAUAAAGGAGCACAAUAGUUCAGUUUAAGGACCAGCAAAUCGGCGGCCAUAUAUGAUGAUGCCAAUAGUUCAUGAUAUCCUUCCUCCUGGCAAUGCUGGUGAUCCAUUUAUUUAUUUAUUGCAUUUACAUCCUACCUUUUCCUCCAAGGAGUUCAAAGUGGCAAACAUGCUUCUCCCACUUCUCAUUUGAUCCCUACAGCAACCUUGUCAGGUUGGUUGGGCUGAGAGGCCAUGACUGGCCCAAGGUCACACAGUGAGUUUCAUCAUGGCUGAAUGGGAAUUUGAACCCUGUUCUCCCAGGUCCUAGUCUGACACUUUAACCUCUACGCCAUGCUGGUUCUCUAGGAGGAAAAGAAGAGCAUAUACUAUACAACACACAAGCUCUACUUCUUUGGUUUGCAUGUCAUAUUCACAGGGCCAUCUUAAGCAUAUCCUGCGCUGUGGUGCAAAGAUCCCUCCACCUCGCCCCCCCCCCCCCCGUUUCCCAGAGUUGUUGACCUGUUUUAAGGGGGGAACAACCCCAAAGUUAUUGAUCUUUUUUAACGAAAGUUUCCCCAUAGUUGUUGACCUUUUUUUUUAGGGAGCUUACACCACCCUUACACAUUAUCUCUAACAAGCCCUUAAAGGUAAAGGGUAAAGGGACCCCUGACCAUUAGGUCCAGUCGUGGCCGACUCUGGGGUUGCGGCACUCAUCUCUCUUUAUUGGCCGAGGGAGCCGGCGUACAGCUUCUGGGUCAUGUGGCCAGCAUGACUAAGCAGCUUCUGGCGACCCAGAGCAGCACAUGGAUGCACGGUUUACCUACCCGCCGGAGCGGUACCUAUUUAUCUACUUGCACUUUGAUGUGCUUUCUAACUGCUAGGUUGGCAGGAGCAGGGACCGAGCAACGGGAGCUCACCCCAUCACGGGGAUUCGAACCACCAAUCUUUUGAUUGGCAAGUCCUAGGCUCUGUGAUUGAAAAGGCAGAAGAAAAUCUAAUGAAGUCCUAAAUUCCAAAGCCAGACUCAUUCAAGACUCAUCAGUUCUUCUAAUUCAUCCUCAUGAUUCAAAUCACCACAUAUCAAAAUGUUAAAGCAAUCACCAGUUUGUUCUUCUUCAAAUAAAUUGAUAAAGACACAGAGAAUGAAGUUCCUGGCCAAUUUGUGUUUAAGUACGAAGCUGACGUUUUCAAAUAUUGUGGGUGGGUGGAUGUAAAGCAGUGACAUCCUGAACCUAAAAAGGACCCAAAACGUGGGCCACAAAAGCUGCAGCCCUAACUGCACUUACCUGAGAGUGAGCCCUGCUGAAUCUAAUAGGACCUUAAAACCCGCCCCCUUCUUUAAAGGACUUCUUGUUGGUGUUUGUUUUUAACCACUAACUGCAUGGAGAGCACACUCUCAAAUCCAUACUUACCUCCGAACUGAGUCCUAAUGGUAGUGCGCCCCCCCCCAGCUUUCCCCUCCCACCGCCCCAAAUCUGAAUGAAUCCCUCCUCCACCUUUUUCCUUGAUGGAAGGGGCGGGGGGCGACAUUCUUGGCGCCCCUCCUCCUCCUCCCCACCCCCUGAUCUGGGCAGCUCGAGGCUUGCUUGCCACAUGGGCUUCCUCAGCAGUCCCGCUACUGCUGCGGGGCAGACAGGAGGACGACGGGCGCCACGUAGCUUUGCGCACCGCUGACGCUGCCUCCUCUCCCAGGCAGGAAGCGAGAGAGCGCGGCUGGCCGUAGAAAGAUCCGCUGCCACCGCUACCCAGCAUGCCCUCGCAGCUGUUACUGGUCGGUCCCAGACUCCCGCUGCUAGGCGCUCCUGAUGGGUGGGCACCGUGGCGACCCUAAUGGGUAAGACGGCCCUGCAUAUUCAGAUACCCUCCACAUGCAUAUUCUUUUCUGGCAGCCUGUUCCUCAGCAUAGCAGCAAAUGCUGCCCCUGGGAAGAAUUCCUCAUAACACCUACACACCCUCCAACUGUUGUUCUGGUACAAGUGAAAACACACACAAUGUUUUACACAGUACCCAGAAGGGCAGCCAUGGGGAGGCUUGCAGUAGCGAAUGGGCAAACAGUGCCAAUUCGUGCUGGAGACUUGCUGGUGCAUUGUGGCAAGAGCAGAUUUGGUGGGCAGCAGCCUGCAUCAGGUCCAUGAAGGAGAUGUAUUGUUUUACACAAAUCUUAGUAAUGGAAUAGAAAGCAAAAAAAGGUAUGACCUAAUCAUGGGGGGGGGGGGAACUAUUUGGGGAUUGGAUGUGGCCCAGACUGGAUGUAGCAGAACAACUCUAUCCAAACGGUAAAGUAAUGAUAGGUUGGCCACUUAGGCAUUGCCCAAAAGGAGGAAUUGCCUUCCCAAAAACAGGGCAAAAGAUGGCACAGAGUUGCACAGAAUUUGCAUGCACUAAGGCAGUGUUCUCCAAACUUGGAUCUCCAAGCUGCUUUUGCACUACAAUUCCCAUCAGCCCUGACCACUGGUCCUGCUAGCUAGGGAUGAUGGGAGUUGUAGUGCAAAAACAGCUGGAAACCCUGCACUGAGGUAUGAGCAUAGAUGCAUAUUUAUGCAUGAAAUAAUUGCUAUUAUUUAAAUAUAUCUUACCAUAGUGAGGAGGAGGGUGACCUGCAGGCCUGCUCAAUCAGCUGACUAGGUGCUCCCUGUUGAUGGGCAACUGCUUUGCCUUCAUAUGGUACUUUUUCUUUAAACUAGAUGUGAGCUAGAUAUCCCAUUAAACACAGGCAGGCUUUGAGUGGAGAAUUGUUCUUUUUAAAGUAGGACACGUGGCCACUCUGGGCUGAGAGCUAAUUCUCUUGAUUAGCUUUAUCCACGACUCACAUUUGGAAAACAGCAGGCAAGAGUGGCCUUGUCCAAAUCUGUUGUGGAAUAAGGGAACUCAAACCUGCAGUGGAGCUUGAACCCAGGACCUGUGGUGUUCAGCCUGUGUGCUACUUCUGAGUCUCCUGUGCUGCCAGUAGACCAGAGAAAAACUUGUGAACAGGCUUGGCCUUUAUAAACACCAGGAAGAACUUGCUGAUGGUAAGAGCUGUUUGACAGUGGAACAGACUCCCAAGAGAGGUGGUGGACUCUCCUUCCUUGGAGGUUUUUAAGCAGAGGUUGGAUGGCUAUCUGCCAUUUACGAUCUAAUUCAGAUUCCUGCAUUUCAGGGGGUUGGACUAGAUGACCCUGGGGUAUCUUCCAGUUCUACAGUUCUGUGAUUCUAGGAGCUUUCUUGAGACAGGGGUCUGCCUCUUUGGCCUGAGCAGCAGAGGGACAUGUCCCAGAUCUGUGCAGCCUCAUUUGCAUAUUAUGUAAAUUGAUUGCUAAUUAUGCAAAUCAAGCAUCUUAAUUGGGUACGUUCUAUCAAUUGCUUUGUGUUUGCUCCUGGCUCGAAACUUCCACAAAAUUUUGGGGGAAGAGAUCGGGCCGCUUGCUCAUGCCAGGAGGGAAGAGUGGCCUUUCUCAUCUGUUCCGCCUGCCUUUCUUCUCUGAGUCUAAGAGUGCAGCAAAGGCAAAUUCUUCUGAAUGGGCCACAGCUUAAAAGCUCUGCACAUGCCAAUGAGGACCAGAAUAAUGCGGUAUUUCUGCAGUGAAACGCUGCACUGAAACUGCAGCAGGUACAUCAGGAAGGGGCAUGAAGUAACCGCCCCAUUGGACUGUAUGGCUGCUGGAAACAAAUGCCCAUGAGAAACAAGCCAAAUUUAUCCAGACAAUUCAGCCGCCUCAUUUCACUUCCUGGGCGGGAAUGAACCUGACUUAGUUAAGCUCUUGAUAUAGUUGGAAUUAAGUCAUAUCAUGACCGACGUGUCCAAUUGAUUUCAACUUACUCAGCCUAGAUGUAGUGUUUUCCUGUUUUCCUGGAGCUGUGAGAGACUGGAAAUUUGCCCUUGCAAGGCGAGGAGCUAGGUUUUCCCUCACCAGGGUGGUCUGGGGAACCAUGUCAACCCUGGUCUGAAAUCAGUGAGUUAUUUCAGAAUCAGGCCAAACUGUAGGUCUCAGCUGCAGGUGAGCAAAUUAACAAGAAAGCAGGGAAGGUCAGAGGUCAAAACUAGCCUACCUUGCAAUUAAUUCCAGGACUUUGGUAGGCCCAGAGCAUUUUGGGGGCAGGGUUCUUGUGCCUGGAGCAUGAGGAAGGGGUUGAUUCACAGAUUGGUGAGCCAGGAUUUUUGAGACGCUGCUUCUGACCUUGCUGUCUCACAUCGUCAUUUGAAUCGGACGCCCGAUGGUGGUUUUGCCAAGCUGAUGUGCUUUCAUCUACAACAAGGGUGAGUUGUAGCCAGAUCGCAAGCCCCUGGUUGGACCUCUGACCUUGUUGGGCCAAGCCUGCCUGACUUUCUCAUUGCUUAGCCUACAAGAGAAGGAGUGACAUGUACUGUCUCCCAGUCUUGUUUCUGGACCCAGUUCAAGAUGUCCAGAUUAACCCACAAAGCCCUUAGCGACUUGAGGCCAGUAUUGCUGAAAAAUCAGUGUCUCUCCCCCCCCCCCCUUGUACCUUUCCACAUCUUGAGAUAUUCUUCAGGGGACCUCCUCUAAAUGCCUCUGCCAAGUAAAGUUAGGCAGAUGUUUAUCAUAGGGUGGGUAUUCUUGGUGGUAGCACCCCAGGGAAGCUGGCUGGGCACCUUCUUUAAGCUCGUUUUGGCCCCAGGUGAAAGCUUUACUUCAUUCUCCCAAACUCUGUAAAAUGGCAGUUUUAAUGUUUGGAAACACUUUAUAUGCUAGGUAUAUUCCUUUCCCUGCUUGAAAAUAUCUGUGCUGCAGAAUGUUAAUUUAUGAGAGUCUGUUUUAUCAUUAUAUUUCUGACAAUGCUAGUGAGUAGCCUUAUAAAUAUGUAAGUGGAAAUAAAAUUGAAUGGAGGACUGAAGUUGAACAAUGGUAGGAAUGGAGAAAGGGCUCCAUUAGGGUUAAAAAAAAAGGUGGGGGGAUGUAGGAAUAAGAGGAUUUCACAAUUAUGUUGAAGUUAGAAACAGCCAUGGAGUCCUGGUUUUGAUUGGAACAGUGCUUACCCACCAAAAUUUUUCCAAUGAAAAUAGGGACAUUUAUAAUUAUAAUUAUAAUAUAAUAAUUUUUACCUCGCCCAUCUGACUGAGUUGCCCCACCUACUCUGGGUGGCUUCCAACAUAUAUAAAAACAUAAUAAAACAUUAAAAAUUAAAAAUGUCCCUAUACAAUGGGGAGAGAAUUAAUUCUUUCACCUGUGCCAUUUCCCCCAAAGUAAAUUGUGUUCUUGGCUCUACUUGGGGUUGGGGGAAGGUACCUGUUUCAUACCUUACAAGGGACUCCUGUGUUCAGGUGGGUGCUAAAAAUGCAUCACAUUCUUUCCUUGGAACUUCUUAAGCAAAAGUUGGAUGGUCAUUUGUCAUGGAUACUUUAGUAGAGAUUCCUGCAUUGCAGGGGGUUGGACUGGAUGACCCUCAUUCUCUUCCAGCUGAACAGUUUUAUGAUUCUAUGAUUCUGGCCAAUUAGAAAAAACGAACAAACCACACAAUAGCUCUUCUUCAUUUGCAGUUACACAUUAUUCUUAAUAGUGAGUUCCCACCUUGGCUAGAAUGCUGAAAAGUAAGAAGAUGACUUAUUCCCUAUGAGUCAGGAAAAAGCAUGCAGCCUGCGUGUUUCCCUUAACAUCUCUGUCACUGUUUUCUUCUACUUUUUUAAAAUGAAAAUUAAGAAUUGGGGCCAACCAGUGUCCUCAAUGAGUGGGACAGGCUUAUUUAGGCACACGAGGUCUUCCCAUUUGGCCCACAAAGCUGUUUCUGCCAAGCCACACCCACCUCCCCUACAGCUGACCUCUCAUGAUGUCGGGUGAGGAUCAGGUAGCAGUGGGGCUUGCACAAAAGGGGCUUUGCAGCCCUUAUAAACCAUCUGAUUGGUGGUGCCUGCAAAGCCCCUUGGAGGCUUUAAGCACAAGGCAUUUUGCAGGCGCCUAAGUGGACCCUACAAGGCACGCUUAGAACUUGGGCAAAAUCUGCCUAUCAGCAGGGUAACUCUCUGUAACUUGCUUCUCACCCAACCAUUGCUUGCCUUUCUUCCCCAUCCCACCGGACCUUCCUUUGCUCUGCUCAGCCUUUCUUCAUCCCAUGAACCAUCAGCAGCCACUAAGACAAAUCCUGAGUUCCCUGUAGAGGGGGGCAGAAGAAUGCAGGCAGAAAGCCUGUGUGGUGAUCUGAGAAGUGAGGGAAGAGUUAAUGGAAGAAUUGCAAUAGAAGCUGCAAAAGCUGGCGCUUUUUACCUUCCAAUUCCCUCUUCUCCCCAUUAUUGGAGGAAGCAAAACUACAGCUGUCUCCUCUUUGCAGGCAUAACCUUCAUCUCUCCUGUUUGGAUAACCUUGGGUGUGCUCUGUUUCGAUGACCUUGGGAGCACGAUGCCCUACCAGACAGGUCAAACAUUAGCAACUGCCUCUGAAUUACCGUUUUUCUGCACAUCACACCGGGAACCUCAGUGCACCCCUCUCUUCAGGGCGAGGAAUCUCUGCUACAUCCCCCCACCCCGUCCCCCGCUCCCCAGCUCAGCUGCCAGCAAAGCCAUCUUCACACACUGCAGUUCUUGCUGCCUAAUUUGGGGGUGGGGGGUGGGGAGGGUGGCGGGCUCUGCUCUGAAUUCCCACGGACUUUAGCACAAUCUUUCUGCUUGACUUCCCUUGUCUGUCCCCAGAGCUGAGCAGGUGGUGCUCAGCUGCUGCAAACACAAGAGCACGGGCCGCAGGCUGUUCGCAUUUGGGCUGGCGCGAGCCCUAAAGUGUGCAGACGCACAUGUCCCUCAUACCAGAUGGGUUGCCUUCCCCACCCCUCCAGCUCUCCUUUCAUGUUCCGCCUCUUUGCGCGAGGUUUCCUGCAGUUGUAAGCAGAAAACUGGGAGGGCAAGGUUAGCUGGGAUGCUCCCCUUUCUGAUUUUGCUGCAUUUCUGGGUGUGCUAGUCCUUUUUCUGCACCUGUCCAGUACCCUCCUAUAAUCCAAAGCAAAAUAUGUGAUUAAUGCAUUGCUUGUAACAGAGCAGAUGGAGCGAGUAAGGUUUUUAAUCAAGACCUGAUGGAAAAGAGAAGGUGGCAAAUCGACUGUAUUCUCUGUUGCGGGACUAGCGCUCUGUAUAGCCUGGGGUUGAGGAGGUUUUUCAUAUGAGGGCUGCAUUCCUUUCUGUGUAACCUGCCAAGGGCAGUAUGGUGCAAACGUGGGCAGAGCAGCAAAUGCAAAUUUUCCCUUUGGACAACAGUUCAGUUUCUGCACACCCACCCAUACCCACCUCUCUGUGGCAUAUUUGAGAAGUUUCUAAAAGAGAGUCUAGUACGGGGGUUGGCAAUUUUCUUAAGCUGCGGGCCAGUCCACUGUCCCUCAGACCUUGUGGCGGUCUGGAGAAGCAGCACUGGGGGGGGGGGGCUGGAAGAAGAGGAGAGGGGGGCAAGUAGUCCUCCUCCCCACUCCCCAGCCCCAGCUGCUGUGCUUACCUUCCCAGGGGCUGCUGCCGCUGCUGCUUCUCAUGGGUAGGCAGAGCAAGCUCAUCUGCUUUGCUCUCUGACCCACAGGAGCACCAGGGCGGUGGAGGGAAGAUAAGCAGCACAGAGGGGCAGGCUCUGGAGAGGGGCUGCUUAAAAUGGCGCUCAGCCCAGCCCUCUUCCUCUUCUAGGCAGGGCGGGGAGAAGCCAGGAGGAGGGAGGGAGGAGGCACCGCUUGUGUGUGAGGGAGGGGGGGAAUGGAAUGGCGCAGGGGAAAAAAUGGCACAGCCCGAAUGAACAGAAUCCCCACGCCAAUCCAUGGACCAGAUCCUGAAGUCAAUUGGACCUGAUCCGGCUCGCAGGCCUUAGUUUGCCGACCCCUGAUCUAGUACAUCUGGAGGUGGCCUAAAAUUUUUUUGAAAUGGACGUGUAAUCGAGAGGAAGGCGUGGCUUUUGAUUUGGCAGUGUCUCCUGGCUAACAAAGAAAUGGGAUUGCAUUUUGAACGGUACUAAGAAUGUGGGCAUCUGCAUAAUGCCAGGCCACAAAUCUAGAGGUUUUCCUAAACUUUGAAAAAACUGUCAGCCACCUGCAUGGAGGAUGGCACACUGAUGCACUGUCAUAGGAAGUGGCCUUAUAUAGAGUCAGACCAUUGGUCCACUCAACUUGGUAUUGUGCAUCUUGCUGGCAGGAGCUGGUGGGAAUUGUUGAAAACAGCUGGAGGGCAGCAGGUUGGCCAAAGGUGGUCUACUUGAACAGUUACAGAGUCUCAGGUAGAAGUCUUUCCACUUACCUGCUACUGAAUCCUUUAAACUGGCAAUGCAGAAUUGCAUACAAUCGAUGUGUUGUACCACUGAGUUGCCAUUGCUCCCUGAAAGUUUACAGGGGAUAAUCUACGGCCUUUGUUCAUAUAGGGAUCUUGACAUCUGCAGACUACUGUGCACAAGCUCUAAAGGGAUUGCUCGUGUCUCAUGUCAUUGACUGUCCACUGUAUGGGCACCUUGAAGCGUGUGAUUGGCAAAUUGACAAACUCUACUCCAAGGUUUGUUUGUGUUUAUUGUUCUUCUGCAGGAAAACCAAUAAAACACAUUUUAAAACAACAGCAGCAGCAACUUGGGAGAAUCCCUAAAAAGGUUUCCUGCAAAAGAUCCGCAGUCACAAGGGCAGCAGCUCUAAUUUGUUUUGCUUUGGAAGGACCUUCAAAGUCUUGUCUGUUCCUUUGUAGCUCUGUUCAACAGGCUGUAAACAAAGAUACUAGCCCAAACCAGACACUGUGGUUGCUUGUAAUAUGCUUUCCCCCUCCAUGAGAAGUGUUGUGUUGCACUUUGCUAUCAUACCACAUUGACAGGUACCAUAACUGGGAAUGCAGUUAAGCAUAAGUUGAAAGAAUUUGAAUAAGUUGUACUAAUGCACACACACAUGCACAAAUACAAAUUUCUUUGUUAACCUUUGGCAUACUUCUUCCCAGCUUCAGCAUCAAAUAACUAGAUUUUUAUUCUAAGCAAUGAAGCUGCUUAGUUACUGAGAGUGUGCUAAGGCAUCAAUAUUACCUACUCAACUUGCCUCGUGCACUCUAGGUCAACAAACACUCUGAGAUUUGAGAUAUGUUCCUGCCUGCCCAGUGAUCAUUUGGAGCCCUGCUCAGUCUUUCCUAACUAAAUUUUCUGAGUGUUCUAUAGAUGUUUCCUGGCCAUCUUCAAUUUCACAACAACGUAGAUUGGAAACAUUUUUAGGUUGAAAUUUGGAUUCUCAGGAAACAAGUCUUCAGCAUAUUCUAUAUAUAAUAUUGAGUGGAAUGCAUAUACAUUUGAGAUCACUCAAAUGCCAGGCAGUUUUAAAAGAAAUAAAAUACGAAGGUCUGGUAAUCUUGUGCCCAUUCUUUGGAGAAUGGGGUCUUCUCAGAAAAGGGGCAUCCCUUGCCUUUUUUGUGAAAGACAGAUCUGUGAAAUGCUGUAAAACAGAAGACCAGCCCAGUGCAAUCCUUUAAAAGAAGCACAUCACCAGUUCAUUUCUUGGCACAAGGCAAGCAGGUCUAGAAGAUGUCAGGAGGAUAAUAAUACUGUUAAUUUGUAAGGAAGCAAAACGUGUUUGUCUUGGCACUUCAUUUUUUAAGGAUUGAAUCUGCCUUCUUUAUAAAUAGUAUCCCAUGAGGGUUUCCAGCUGAAAUAUCCAGCAGGAUCCGUAUCUAACUCACUUCAAUUGGAAGGGAAAUGAGUCUUAUUAGCAAGGGAAGAACAGACAACAACGAGAGAAGUCCUUAAAAAGAAAAGUCUUCUGGACUCUCAUCUUAUUUACCAGCAAAGGCCUGUGGCUGGCUGUUCUCAGAGAUUGUAGGUACAAUUUUAUAUACUGUUUAAUUUCAAACAUUUCUAAGCUGUGUGCAAUCAUCUCUAGGUGGUGCAAGGUAAGAAAAUACUUCUUUAGUUUCUGGGUCGUUUCGCACGAUGCUUGUAGAAGCUGCAGCUCUUCCUAUAGGGAGACCUACCACAGAGAACAGGAGUCAGUUGGCACCCAGAAGCAGCUGGCAACUUGCCACAGCUUUAUCAAGCAGAUAAGCACAAGAGGUAGAAUGCUAGGCCUAUGCAGGGAGAGUCAUCAGAUAAACCCGUAAUAAGAGGCUGCUGCAAUUGAAGGCUGAAGGGCAGCCAAAAAGCCACCACACUGGCCUUUCAUGUGGUUUCUCAUUCGCCUUUGAUCCUCCUUGAUUGCCCACACACACACACAAUGCUUACUCCCUUCCUCAGGACUCAAAUCUCUGUUCUCUUAAAGAGAGCAGAUAUUUCUCCCACCACAUACUGUCAGAUUGGGCUGCAGUUCUUGUCUUCCUUGUGUUUCUCAGGAGAUGCAUGAAUGAAAUUUGUUCCUUUCCACCUGGUCCCUGUACUGAUUGGCAGUGGCCCUGUGAGGUCUCAGGCCUGAACCGGAGGUGCCCAAGGACUGAACUUGGGACUAGGCUCAUACAAACCAUAUGCUCUGCUACUUCAAAGGUGAAGAUUUGGUACCGAUUUGCAUGUGCAGAAAUUUAGAAUCAUAGAAUUGUAGAGCUGGAAGGAACCCCAAGGGUCAUCUAGUCAUCUAGUCCAACCACCUACACAGGCAGGAAAAAAGGCAAUUCUUCAGAUAUUCCAGCUUCAAGCCAUAAAGGGCUUUAAAGGUCAAAUACAGCACUAAUAGUUGUUGAGGUUUGUUACUUUAUUUAUAGCCCAUGCUGGGUGGCUUACAAUGAGAGGUGGAGGCUCACUGCUAAUAUAGGCACAAGUAGCUUUGCUGAUAACAUGUCAGAAAGUGUGCUUUUUAGUGACAUGGUAGCUCUAUGCAUGUUAGAAAAUAACUGGGAAUUAUCCCUUUGGACAUGCACCUAUAUAGGCCUGGGUUGAAGUGCUGCAGAUACAUCUAUGGCUGUUCCUGAUCCAGAUGGUGCACCUUACUUGAGUCGGUAUUAAUCUGCCUACUGAAAGUUUGCAUGGAGCAGGGACAGGGAACCCUCCUUAUCACUGGCACAGAUGACAUUCCAAGAUGAGCCGGGAAGAUGAGCAGCUAUUGUUGCUGGCAUUUGUCUGUCUCAGGAGACAAUGGAGGAGUGCGACUUUGGAGUGAAGUCAAACUGUUGGAAGGUUGCAGCCCUGGCUGUGUCUGUAGAGACAUGUUUUGUUGCAGCUGGGGCAGAUGAAGGUGUCCAGAUGUAAUGCUGCAGAUGCGCCAUAGUAUCUUCCAUUUAGCAUCUUCCAUUUAGCAUCUGCUCUGUAAGCUUCCGUUUAUUAGAAGAAGAGUAGAAAAGGGUGAGUUAACUCAUAGCAGACACGCUGUGUGUCAUGCCUCUUCCUCGCUAGGAGCCAUAGGAGCACAAAGGGGACCCAAUGCGUAGAACACAAUCAUGUUGUGCGGAUGCCUGAUUAUCGUCUUCCAAAGCAACUACUCUAUUCCAAACUUAAAAAUGGAAAGCGUAAUGCUGGUGGUCAACAGAGAGACUUGUCUCAAGGCAAAUUUUUAAAAAUGUAGUAUAAACACCAACAAUUGGGAAAUACUUGCCUGUGUGCGCUCCAGUUGGAGAACAGCCUUUACCAAAGGUGUCACGGGCUUUGAAAACACUUGAACUCAGGACGCAAGGGAGAAAUGUGCUAGGAGGGAGGCGUGCUUGGCAAAUCCACCCCGUGAUCAACUCUCGCCUGGAAACCAAUGUCCCCACUGUGAAAGUACGUGUGGAUCCAGAAUUGGCCUCCACAGUCACUUACGGACUCAAUUGUUAAAACCGUGUUUAUGGAAGACAAUCUUACUCGGCUACAAGUGAUUGCCAAAGAAGAAGAAGAGGAGCCAAUAAAACAUUUGAGGGGGCUGGGACACACACACUCCCAAAGUUGACAAGCAUUGCCAUUCAAAUGGUGUGCAUGUACCAUGUCUUGUGAUCGAUUAUGUAGGGUGGUGCUUACCUGCCCCCCCCCAUGUUAAUCAUGUUGGCAUCCCUGCUAGGAACAAACAGAGCUGCCUUAUACCACGUCAGACCAUUGGUUUGUCUAUCUCACUAUUAUCUUCCACUGACUGCCAGCAGCUCUCCAUGCUUUCGGAUAAUGAGGUUUCCCCAGCCUUACCUGGAGAUUCCAGGGAUUGAACCUGGGACCUUUUGCAUGCAAAGGAUGUGCCUUACCACUGGGCUACAGCCCCCACUCUGCUUCCACGCUCUGUUUGUUUCAGCAUUCACAUAAGUUCAGAACUCAGACACACCCAGUAACAGCUCUCUCUUCACAUGCUCUGUUGGAGAGGGCAACACGAGUGAGUGAAGCAGUCAGGGUCAGGCUCAGCAGACCCUCUGCAGCGACAAAAGCACAAGAGCAGAAUGCUGCCGAAUCAUCAGGACAGAAGCCGUUAAGCAGGAAGUGCUGCGUCUUGCCUUCUUUUGUCUUUCCUUUUGCAGAUGGUGCUCACAUGCACAUCAUGGCUCACGGGAUUUCUUCUCUCAGUCCUACUGAUUACUGCAGUGACAUUGAUUAAGCCUCUUUCUGCUGUUCUAGCGACAUCCAGUAGCUGUUAGGAGAAAUGGCUGCAGCUUCAUGAAUGGAUUUGAGCAUGGGAAAUAGCUGGUUCUAGGAGUUAAGGGCUGAUUUGUGUACAGCCUUAAAAAGGUGGUGGUGGGGAACCUAAUGCGAGCACAAUAGCUUUCUGCAUUUAAGGUGCAGCCCAGAUGAUCAGGACUGGGAUAAGGAUCUGUGUUCAAAUCCCAGCUAAGUCAUGGAGCUUCUGGGGUCACUGUGCUUGACCCAGUUGCUUUCUUUUAGCUUAACGUAACACAGGGUUGUGAUGAAGGAAAUUACCUUAUUUCAUUUCUCUCUUCAGCCCAAUAUUGUCUCUGCUGAUUUCCAGGUCUUAUUAAAACUGGGAGACAGUGGUUUACUACAGCCCAAGGUUGCAAAUCAUGGUUUGAUUGUGGUUGCAAACUGCUAGGAUUGUGGCCAGAGCUUAAAUGUUUGGACAUAACAGGUAAGUAUGGCUUAGCAAGUCUUGGAAGUAUUGCAUUAAGUCAAGAGAUUGGGGGUGAGGAGCCACGACCAAUAACCAUGGUUAUUAUGGAAUGAAGGUUAUUACAUCUGAACUGAUUCUAAAAGUAGUAUCUGCAGAUAUUUUAAUGUCUUGUUCACUGGUUUUCACAGCAGAGUUGUAAUAGUAGUAGCUAUAAAUUUUUACCCUCCUAUCAAAAUGUUUGAUGAAGAUGUGUGCAGCGAGGUUGAUUAUUAUUAAGUAUUCAUAAUACAGAGUUACAAUGGUACCUAAACUUAAAUGGUGCAUGAACAAUGGUACUUAAACCCAAGAGAGAGGGAUGAAGGAUUGAAUGGGCCUCAUAUGCACAACUCCCUUUUUAAGUAUCCGACACGGAGCUGGAACAUAAUGGACAGGAUAUGCUCUUAUUGAAAUCAUUUCUUGCCUUUGCUGUGCCCAUUUUCUACACAAACAACAUUUUUGGUCCACAAUGAUUUGGCAUCCCUCAGUAAAAUCAGAUUGUCCUGUGGGUGGAAGCAACCUGCCAAGAGUUGCUUGCAAGUUGCCACUAUUGGGAGGAAAAAUGCACUCAGGAAAACAUCACCCUGUACUAAUUUUUCUUCUUUGGUGCUUUUCACUUGAAUACUUGCUGCUGCUGUUUAUUUUCUUGUUGUUGCUGCUUAUUUAACCCUAAGCAGGUUCUUAAAACCUAUCAGUUUUACUGCUUUGAAAUUGGCAUGCGAUUGCACAGCUUUGCUGUUAGUAUCGUGAUAUUUGGAAGCAACAUCUUAAAUUUGGUGCCAUAUAUUUCUAUGGGCGUAGUGCUGCUGGUGUGACUACCUUAGGUCAGGCUGCAACACGGUCAUGAGUUCUGAGUCCAGCCCACCAGCUGAAGACCAGUGGUUUAGAGCGGAGGGGAGGAAACCUGUCCAGAAGUUGCUGACUUACAUCUCCCAUAAUCCCUGGCCAAGCUGAAUGGGCAGAUGGAGUCCCACAAUAUAUGGAGGGCCACAGGUUCCCCACCUCUGGUCUAAAGCAACCCAUUUGAUAGUCUCUGAAGAUGUGAGGUUUGGUAUUGGUCGGACAUUGAGAAACGAAUCAUUCCAAACCCAUUGUAUCAUGGACUCCUGACUGACUUUUAUAGAGAGAGGGUUCCUGAUCUCACUCUUCCUUGCUGACCAGGCCAUGUAGUUUAUUGAGGAUGUCGGAACGCUUCGUAUCUGGCUUUGCCAUGUUUCCCACUAGUUUUAUUAUCUGUUGCUAUUAUUUUGCGCCACAUUGCUUGUUGUGGUGAAUCAUGAGCUGCUAGUCUGUGGCCGUUUUGCUGCCUAAGAACAGUGUUCACAUCAUGUCGAGUGCUUCCAUGCAAAUUGCAGCAAGCUGCUUUGAUCAGCCAGAGUAUUAUUAAUUAAGGGCCUGGAGCGCCACAGAUUGAUGGGAUGCAGUGAGGAGACGAAGGAGGUUGCUGUCUCACUGAUGCCAGUAAAAAUAGGGCACCUCUUCAGAUCCCCUGCUGGGUUUCCGGUGAAGUGCUUUAAAGUUGUGCUUCAACAUAUUUGCCUUGGUGUAAAGUAGGAAGAAUGCCAGCAGAUCCUCAUGGAAUAAUACUUUUUCUCACUUUCAGACACAUUCAUUUAUGUAUUCUUUAUUGCAGUUUUAACAUGCCUUUUCUCCAGAGACUUACAAUCCCCUCCACUUUGCCCUGAUGACAGUCCUGUUUGCAGUGUGCAGGAUUAGCCCAAGACAGCUUGCUGCCUGUUGUAAACGUUGCGUUGUGCCUCUCACUGUCCCAUUUCACAUUCAGAAGCCAGCUGAGCUGGCAGUUGCAUCUUACUUCAGCUCUGGUGAUGAGAGGUCAGCGCAGCUCUGUCCUCGCCACCACUUCCUGCUCUCCAGCUUCUGCUGCUGAGGCAGCUGCUCACUCUGUCUGAUGGUAGGACUGGUCCUAGGUAACUGAAGUUAAGAGAAGCUGACUGGUCCCUUUGUUUGAUUUCUGCAAGGAAGCAUUUGACAUAAAGAUCUUUAUUUUAUAAUGGAAAUGAUCUCUCUGAUACAUAGUUCUGAUUAUAGAUGUUCAGAAGCAGGUUAUGGAGUGGAGUGACUUUGAAAAAGUUAUGUUGACCUGCUUUGUUUGCUAGCAACAAAAUUCAUAACCAUACCCCUCUUUUUAGUGACGGAGCUAAAUUAAACAGCAAAAAGCAGUUGCAAGGGUUUUUUUUCUGAGCUCCUAGCAGAUCCACAGGUGUUGGGUUAAAAAAAAUAAUCCAGUCAAGGAAUAGAAUAGUGUGGUGAAGUGGUUAGAGUGGUGGAUUGGGAUCUGGGAGGUCUAGGUACAAAUCCACAUGCAGACAUGAAGCUCACUGAGUAUUCUUGGGAAGUCACUAUCUCCUGCACAGGGGCAACCUUCUGAAUGUUGCUGGACUACAGCUCCCUGACCAUUGGUCAUGUUGGCUAGGGCUGAUGGGAGUUCAAGAGCAUCUGGAGGCCAACACAUUGGCUACACCUAUCUCAGACUGACCUACUUCAUAGGAUUGUUGCAAAGAUUAAAAUAGUAGGAUCUACUACUAAAAUAGUAGGAUCUUUGAAUUUGUUCAUCAGCCUGAGACCAGUUGUGCUGGUAGAUGAGAUUAAAGUUGCUAAUGACCCACUGUUGUGGUCUAUAUAAACACAGAGCCAAGCAUGCUCCAUUGUACAGUGGUACCUCGAGUUACAAACGCCUCAGGUUACAAGUGCUUCAGGUUACAAACUCCGCUAACCUGGAAGAGUUACCUCAAGCUGAGAACUUUGCCCCAGGAUGAGAACCGAAAUGGUGUGCUGGCGGCGCAGCAACAGCAAGAGGCCCCAUUGGCGAAAGCAUGCCUCUAGUUAAGAACCGUUUCAGGUUAAGAACGGACCUCCGGAACGAAUUAAGUUCGUAACUAGAGGCACCACUGUAUUGCAAAACUGUUGGGCAGGCCCCCUUUAAUAGGAAUGCAGAGUCUCUGCAGUGCUGCAUGAACCGCCUGAGGCUGUUCUGCUCUUUGUGAUCUUUUCCUGCACCCAAAACAGAGAUUAUUCUUCCUCUGAGCAGCCUUAUGUGGCCUAGCCGGAGCAGAUCUCAGGACCUCUACUUCAGGAAGUGGAAUUCCAGGGUAGGUGAUCAGCUGGCUGAGUGAGAUCUGGCUGCCACUGAGAACUCUGUGGUCGCUGUGGUUUGCAUGGUUUUGGGCUGGGGCCAGUAAGACAAGUGGUGUGUUUAUUUGAUUUUUCUCCUCUUCUUUCUACACUUGAGUCAUGAGAGGAAGAGAAUUGAAAGGACUAUGUUGUGCAUGUCCCAACAGCUCAUUGUUUGAUCUGCUCUUUUCAGGUAGCAGGCUGCUUUGACCUCUGGUAAAGGUUAUGCGUAGUCCAGUCACUUGCAUAUUUACUUAGAAGUGAUUAAAAUUGAGUUCAGUAGGGCUAGGUGACAAAAGAGGACAAAAGUGGACACGGAUUUGAAUGAAAUUUGCCUAGGGUAAUUUAUUUGUAUGGAUACAAAUUCAGAAAUAAUUACUGUACUUUUAAAUAUCUCGCCAUGGUGAGGAAGACUGUGACUAGGUGACCUCUGCAUUUGCUCAGUCUUUACUCUCUAGGUGCUAACUGUUGAUGGAUAAUAGUCUUCUGCUAUCACUACUUUAUCCUCCUUAAACCAGAUUUGGAUCUGUCUGAACUGUAGUGUCCUAUGGGCUUUCACUGUCUGAGAACAUCUUGCAACAACUAUGGCCUAAUUCAAGGAGGCAUCAGGACAACAACUUCAGUUAUCCUAUUUACUGGUGCACAAUACUUCAACACUCAGCAGGGCAGCUAGGACUUGCUAGGCAGGUGAGACUAAGGUUCCCACUGAACUAUGGAGGGAACCACAUUGAGAAAGGGAAGGGGAGUUUCUAGGACAAGCCACACUCGAUAUGCAGAUGGCCCUUCAAGUGUAGGAUGUCUUCAAAUAGAGAACUGCCCUGUGCCCUCUGUGAGGUAGGACACAUGGCCUACCUCGCAGUAAGGUUUACUCCCAAGUAAGUAUGUAUAGGAGCACACCCUUUGCUUGUCUUUACUUACAGCAUCCAAGUGUGUCAAGAAUAUAAUGGAAAACUAAUGGAGUGUAACGGCAGGCCUACUGCAUACUCAUGAAGCCCUUUAAGAUCCAAAUAAUGGAGUUUUAGCUGAUUUAAGCUCUGCAGAUGUGGCAUGGCAUGCAUCCCCUUUGCCAUCAAGCUCUCCCCUUUUCCAUCCUUCUGUCAAUCUUUAACUUCUUCUCUUGCCUCCAAACAACGCUGCAUUGUUCAAUUACGGAAGAGGCGCUAUACUUUUUGCAUAGUAUCUGGCUCUAAAUGAGUCACAUCAUCUGUAGAAUAUGGUCUAAAGAAAAUAAGGGUGUUCUUGACAAUAUGAGGAAAUUGAUCAGAAGGCUUCUGGGCUUCCUUAUCCUCGAUAGAAAACAACUAUCUUAUUCUGGUCUCAUCACUAAUCCCACAGUUGGCUUCAAGAAAGUCAUGUGAAUGCUCUGAAGUAAAUUUCAGCCAGAAUUUUCUGGAACUCAGUUCCCGCACCUCUCAGGUGGGUGCCAUUGUCAUUAUGAGAGAACGAGGGGGUGUUCAUGGUGAGUUCAGGCACCUGUUUCUCUAGAAAAUUGUUAAUUUAGUUACUCUUGUUGAGUGCACCUCAUAUACUUUUCAUCAGAAACUGGCAGAAGACAUGUCCUCCUGAGGGGCAGAUAAGCACUAAGAGACCCAGCUUCACUUGAGGACUCCCGUCCCCCCAAAAGUGCAUGUCAACCAAAACUCUCACUAAAGCUGAUAAUUGUUCAUGAGAACUGGCCUGUUUACACUUUCUUUUGGUUUCUUCACUUGUAGGUGACUGGUGGCACAGCAUGACUUUCUUCCUAAGCCCUGAACUGAGCACCCAAUAG
Podarcis lilfordi (Lilford's wall lizard) is the source of this 25120-nucleotide messenger RNA. The record is from the annotation of a GenBank genome assembly. Lineage: Eukaryota; Metazoa; Chordata; Lepidosauria; Squamata; Lacertidae.